This is a messenger RNA of Sabethes cyaneus, 4557 nucleotides long. It is a transcript of the gene ci, whose product is annotated as transcriptional activator cubitus interruptus. Gene Ontology annotation, molecular function: DNA-binding transcription factor activity, RNA polymerase II-specific; RNA polymerase II cis-regulatory region sequence-specific DNA binding. The coding region runs from base 1 to 4557 and encodes 1518 amino acids. The transcript has 7 exons. Gene Ontology annotation, biological process: regulation of transcription by RNA polymerase II. Gene Ontology annotation, cellular component: nucleus. Lineage: Eukaryota; Metazoa; Arthropoda; Insecta; Diptera; Culicidae. The record is from RefSeq and is a predicted model, not a curated record.
AUGCCGGAGAAAGAGACUUUCCACGAGCACAUGCAGGUGCAUCCGUUUCACCAUUCGGGCCAUCCGUUGGCCGCGGCCGCUCACCAUCAUCCCGGGUUGGCCGCGUCGCAUGGACUGGCUGCCGCGGCGGCUGCGGCUGCCAACGGGGCCAAUCCGGCCAGUGGCUACAGCCCGUUGCAGAUCCCGUCGGCGUUCGUAGCAUUCCACUCGCAGCUUCCCUCGAUGGAACAACGGUCGGUUCACGACGGUCGUUACGGACUAUGGGAUCCAGCCGCACCGCCUGCCUACCAUCAUACAGCACCGCACGGGCUGUCUAACAAUGCAAAUUUCGCUGAGUUGCAAUUUUUAAGCGCCCGCCGAGCUGCCGUUGCCGCAGCCGUGGCCAGCGCAGAGGCCGCCGCCGGCACAGCGCUACCACCGCACCCAGCGACGGUGAUCCCGAACACCGUUUCCCCUCCUGCCACGUCCGGCGGUCCAGCCGAAGAACGCAGCAACGCCACGAACGGCGGCGGAAACUCUAGCCCCGGAUUGCCGACUACCAAUGGUGGCAGUCCACCGGGGCCGGGACAGUCUGCUGGACAGACCACCCUUCCCUCGGUACCGGUGCCACAUCCCAGCGAUUUUCAUCCAGCCUACAGGAUACCCGGCUACAUGGAACACCUCUACUCGCUGCAGCACGCGUCGGCCUCGUUGCAUGGUCUUGGUCUCACGUCGGAGUAUCUCAACGCACGCAAUGCCAUCGCGGAUUUGCAUCCGGCGAGCUCGCUGGCCAGUGCCGAUUUCCACUUCAGCAUCGAUGCGGCCAGCCGGCUCAACAGUCCGCGGCCAGGAAGCAUACGGGCCAGCGUUAGCCGCAAACGUGCCUUAUCCUCAUCGCCAUACUCGGAUUCAUUCGACAUCAGCUCGAUGAUACGUUACUCGCCGAACUCGCUAGCAUCGCUUGUAAAUGCAUCCCGCAGUAGCAGUGCCAGCGGUUCUUACGGCCACCUUUCGGCCAGCGCACUUGGACCGGCCCUUGGAGUACACAGUGCAAUGCCUCCUCAUCUACAACAUUUGCUGAGGAGCAGUGGCUUUUUGCAUUCACUUCCAGGUCAUCACGCGCCACCAGCCAGUAUGUUCUCACUGCCACCGCAUCAUCCACUGCACCCGGGACAUUCCCUAACGAAGCCUCAACAAAUUACCGAUCUGUCCAGCAAGAAGCAAGAACAGCCGAGCUCCACAAAUCAUGUGACUCGGGUCGAGGCGGACAGUGCCAGCAACGCCGGCCAGAAGAAGUCUCGCAUCAAACGGGAACCGUCGCAUCACAUCCCAAUGCACAAAGGCAGUCCACCGAACGGGUCGGCAAUGAUCACAUCCAACCACCAGCUCAGUCCGACCUCCACUCAGGGUAUGACGAAUGGAACGACAACCUCGACAGCGGCCACAUCCACCACGCACAACGGAGCGCACGGGCUGAAUCUCAGUCCGAUGCACGUGAUGGACAGCCACGGUAUGGGCGGUUCCAAGGUCGAUUCAACGGAUCCGAAAGACGAGCCCGGCGACUUCAUCGAAACCAACUGCCACUGGCGGGACUGCUCGCUGGAGUUCAACACUCAGGACGAACUGGUGAAGCACAUCAACAACGAUCACAUCCACGCGAACAAGAAGUCCUUCGUGUGCCGCUGGGACGAUUGCUCGCGGGACGAAAAACCCUUCAAGGCUCAGUACAUGCUGGUGGUUCACAUGCGAAGACACACCGGGGAGAAGCCGCACAAGUGCACGUUCGAAGGUUGCUGCAAGGCGUACUCUCGGUUGGAGAACCUGAAGACUCACCUGCGAUCACAUACCGGCGAAAAACCGUACACCUGCGAGUAUCCAGGCUGCAGUAAGGCAUUCAGCAAUGCUUCCGAUCGCGCCAAGCAUCAGAAUCGCACGCACAGCAAUGAGAAACCCUAUGUGUGCAAGGCACCCGGCUGCACCAAGCGAUACACGGACCCAAGCUCCCUGCGGAAGCACGUUAAGACAGUUCACGGGGCGGAGUUCUACGCCAACAAGAAGCACAAGGGUAAUGGUCACCACGGAGGCAGUGGUGGCGGUCACGGCAGUGGCGGUGACGGUGGAGACGAUGGCGAAGGAUCGAAUCAUAUGUACGACGGAAGCCCGCGUAGUGAGGAUAUGCAGAGCGGCAAAACUACGAGCAUGAGCAGUCCCAGCAUCAAGUCGGAAUCCGAUGCUCAUUCUCCAGGACAGCCACCCGUCAACAGUCCGAUGUCGAUAUCCGCCCUCACCGCUGGUUUGGUGGAUGAUUACGAUGGCAGCAGUAUGCAGCUGGGCAGUUUGGCAGCGAUUGACGACCCAGCAUGGCCAUACGUUGAUGAAGAUCUUGAAGUUGCCGAUUUGCCUUACGUCCUGCGAGAAAUGGUCGACAUGGGAGGUCCAACGUCGGCAGCAACAGCUGGAUCGAGAUCGAAUGCUCCGCGGAAUCGCUUCAAGAACCGCAUCAACAACAAAGGCUCGCUAAUGAGCAACAUGCUGUCCAAUAUUCCAGAGAUCAACAACUACCGAAACUUCGGUUUGGGUGAACUAAAUAAACGGAUCACCGAUCUCAAGAUGGAACCGGGAACAACACCACCUCCACAACCGUCUCCGAUCUCCAAAAACUGUCAGACUGAUUUGGGUGGCCUCAGACCACCCUCGGGUCCCGCACCAUCCUGCACGAAUGCGAUGAUGACGAAUGCCUACCUUAACCCUGGUCAAAUUCGCCGGGACAGCAACAACAGUACAACUAGCAGCUCCUACUAUAGCAUGCGAUCGGCAGAUAUUAGCCGGAGAAGUAGUCAGGCCUCACAGCAAAGCUCGAUCUCGACGAUGCGUCCAACGAGCUAUUACAACUCAUCAUUCUAUGAUCCAAUUUCCCCGGGAAGUUCCAGGCGAUCCAGCUCGAUGUCAACGGCAACAAACGGUGGCCAAAGUUUACCACCGCCUCCGUCGUCACACCUGAUCUCAACGCACCUGCAACGGUUCAACCAAGCGUCGAUGGGCAACCCGUCAGCUGGAUCUUCCCGUCACUCUAUUCCGAACAAUAUGAGUGGCGGAAAUUACUACCACCAGCAGCAACUACUGGGUCAGGUAGAUCGAAGAAUGUCCGAGCCAGUGCCAGUAAAUCAACAAACUUCACAAGCAAUGGGUGCUCACUUUGGCACGGGAUUCAAUGGUCCUCCACGGCCAGGUUCCGCCGUACCCAAAACCAGUACAGUUACAUCCGCAGCAGUAAACAAAAUUCCCCCAGCACCAGCAUCGGGAAAGUUACAUCCCAACCAGGAAGUCGUUCUGGAUGAGGUUGAAGAGGGCGAAAUGGUAGAAAACAAACUGGUCAUUCCAGACGAGAUGCUACAAUAUCUCAAUCAGGUUGCAGACCAGGAGAGCAAAGCUACGGUUCCUCAAGGCAUGUCGACGCCAAACUCAACAGCCACCGACGCAGCAGGUCCAUCAGGAUGGAAACCUAACAGCAGUUCGCCUCCGGCGUACUCCGCCACUACAAAACCGGCUUCCUUCACUCAACCACAAUCCAAUCUGAACAACGUAUUGAUGAGUCCUCAAUCACAGUACAGCAACGACGACUGCAGUUUGAUGAGUAAUGUGAUGUCACCGCAAACCCCACAGCAUCAGAUGAUGUCUCCAAUGGAGAGUACUCCGGCACCGUUGACGCCACAACAACCCACACCAGUUCAAUGCCAACUGCAGAACUUCAAUCGACAGGGUACAAACGGUGCAUUCCCGCAAAACCAGCAGCCAUUGCCGUUGCGACAAAUCGCUUGCUCCAAUCUGAUAGGAUACUUCCACCGAACGGACCAGAGCGCCCACCAUUGCUGUCUAGCAAUGAUGAUGCAAGGCUCGUUGCACAUUAACCCAACACCUGGCAGCGGCGCUGCCACCAACCCUCAACAGUACAAAAAUCCCUUCAGCAAUCACUUCAAUUCGAACUUUUCCACCACUUCAGAACAACAACAGCCACAAUCCACUCCUCCUACAACCACGACGCAACCAGCCCAUCCAGUAGACGUCGAAAUCCAAUGCGGCGACAUCAGUCAAUCGCAAAUGUCCCCGGCGGUUGCACCGUUAGCGCCGGCUGCUACUCCUUCAUCCUCCAGUCCUCGCCAGGGUACCGCCCACCAACCGGCUGUCAAACCCAUGGAAAGUAGCCUUCAAACGCCACCACUUCCGUCAACUCCCACCGGCUUUGGGACAGCAGCUGCAGCUGUCAGUACUGCCGCCGCCAUUGCCACCGGCGUCGGACCAGCCGCUGCCACCGGAGUAACGCCGACGGCCGGUACACAGUCGGCAAUGGGUUCCGACACCUACCAGCGUACGCUCGAAUAUGUACAAAACUGCCAGAACUGGGUCGAAUCCGCCGCCGACAUGGUCAGUAGCAGCACUCAUCCGACGGGAACCGCCGGUGCCGCUGGCACAGGUGGUGCUAGCGCUCCUCCGGCAUCCUCCAAUCUGGUGAUCAACGACAUGAGCACCUCGCUCAGCUCGUACUUCGAAGAGGAUCGCUACCUGCAGAUGAUUCAGUGA